UCCAGCGGGCAGGGAGUGGUCACGCCAACUCUGCUUGGAGCCGAGCAAGCGAGUGAGUCCUGUGCGGCACCAGCCUGAAGCUGCCCGUGUGCCACGAGGGCUGGAGCUCAGCACCUGGGGGCAUCAGGACCGAGCGCCGGAGGGGCGGGGCGGCACCAUGUCUCAGCACCGGCUCCGUGUGCCUGAGCCCGAGAGCCUGGGCCACAAGAGAACCAGCUCGGAGGACAACCUCUACCUGGCAGUGCUCAGGGCCUCGGAGGGCAAGAAAGAUGAACGGGAUCGUGUGCAGAAGAAAACCUUCACCAAGUGGGUCAACAAACACCUCAUCAAGGCCCAGAGACACAUCAGUGACUUGUAUGAAGACCUCCGCGAUGGCCACAAUCUCAUCUCCCUGCUGGAGGUGCUCUCCGGGGACAGCCUGCCCCGGGAGAAGGGGAGGAUGCGCUUCCACAAGCUGCAGAACGUUCAGAUUGCCCUGGACUACCUCCGACACCGCCAGGUGAAGUUGGUGAACAUCCGGAACGAUGACAUCGCCGAUGGCAACCCCAAGCUGACCCUCGGCCUGAUCUGGACGAUCAUCCUGCACUUCCAGAUCUCUGACAUCCAGGUGAGCGGGCAGUCGGAGGACAUGACGGCCAAGGAGAAGCUCCUGCUGUGGUCCCAGCGCAUGGUGGAGGGUUACCAUGGCCUGCGCUGCGACAACUUCACGUCCAGCUGGCGGGACGGCCGUCUCUUCAACGCCAUCAUUCACCGGCACAAGCCCACGCUCAUCGAUAUGAACAAGGUGUAUCGUCAGACCAACCUGGAGAACCUGGACCAGGCCUUCUCUGUGGCGGAACGGGACCUGGGGGUGACGCGGCUCCUGGACCCUGAGGAUGUGGACGUCCCUCAGCCCGACGAGAAGUCCAUCAUCACCUACGUCUCCUCCCUGUAUGACGCUAUGCCCCGCGUGCCUGACGUGCAGGAUGGCGUGAAGGCCAACGAGCUGCAGCUGCGCUGGCAGGAAUACCGGGAGCUGGUGGUCCUGCUGCUGCAGUGGAUCCGGCACCACACGGCGGCCUUCGAGGAGCGCAGGUUCCCUGCCAGCUUUGAGGAGAUUGAGAUUUUGUGGUGCCAGUUCCUGAAGUUUAAGGAGACGGAGCUUCCGGCCAAGGAGGCGGACAAGAACCGGUCCAAGGGCAUCCACCAGUCCCUGGAGGGUGCGGUGCAAGCAGGCCAGCUCAAGAUGCCGCCCGGUUACCACCCGCUGGACGUGGAGAAGGAGUGGGGCAAGCUGCACGUGGCCAUUCUGGAGCGGGAGAAGCAGCUCCGCAGCGAGUUUGAGAGGCUGGAGUGUCUUCAGCGCAUCGUGAGCAAACUCCAGAUGGAGGCUGGGCUGUGUGAGGAGCAGCUGAACCAUGCCGACGCCCUGCUGCAGUCGGAUGUCAGACUGCUGGCUGCAAGCAAGGCGCCCCAGCGGGCAGCCGAGGUGGAGCGGGACCUGGACAAGGCAGAUGGCAUGAUCCGGAUGCUGUUCAACGACGUGCAGACGCUCAAGGAUGGGCGGCACCCACAGGGAGAGCAGAUGUACCGCAGGGUGUACCGCCUGCAUGAACGUCUGGUGGCCAUCCGGACCGAGUACAACCUCCGGCUGAAGGCAGGCGUAGCUGCCCCCGUGACCCAGGUGUCGGUGCAGACCACGCAGAGGCGCCCCGAGCUUGAGGACGCCACGCUGCGCUACCUACAGGACCUGCUUGCCUGGGUGGAGGAGAACCAGCGGCGGGUGGACAGUGCCGAGUGGGGCGGGGACCUGCCCAGUGUGGAGGCCCAGCUGGGCAGCCACCGGGGCCUGCACCAGUCCAUCGAGGAGUUCCGGGCCAAGAUUGAGCGGGCACGAGCUGAUGAGGGCCAGCUCGCCCCGGCCCCCCGGGGCGCCUACAGAGACUGCCUGGGCCGGCUGGACCUGCAGUACGCCAAGCUCCUGAACUCCUCCAAGGCCCGGCUCCGGUCCCUGGAGAGCCUGCACGGCUUUGUGGCCGCCGCCACCAAGGAGCUGAUGUGGCUCAGUGAGAAGGAGGAGGAGGAGGUGGGCUUCGACUGGGGGGAGCACAACUCCAACAUGGCUGCCAAGAAGGAGAGCUACUCGGCCCUGAUGCGUGAUCUGGAGCUGAAGGAGAAGAAAAUCAAGGAGAUUCAGAGCACCGGUGAUCGGCUGCUACGGGAGGGGCACCCUGCUCGGCCUACAGUGGAGUCCUUCCAGGCAGCCCUGCAGACCCAGUGGAGCUGGAUGCUUCAGCUGUGUUGUUGCAUCGAGGCGCACCUGAAGGAGAACACAGCCUAUUUCCAGUUCUUCUCGGACGUGAGGGAGACUGAGGAGCAGCUCCGGAAGCUGCAGGAGACCCUCCGCAGGAAGUACACCUGUGACCACACCAUCACCGUCACGCGUCUGGAGGACCUGCUGCAGGACGCCCAGGAUGAGAAGGACCGACUGAACGAGUACAGGGCACACCUCUCAGGCCUGGCCAAGCGGGCCAAGGCCAUCGUGCAGCUGAAGCCCCGAAACCAAGCCCACCCCGUGCGGGGCCGCAUACCGCUGCUGGCUGUGUGUGACUAUAAGCAGGUGGAGGUGACCGUGCACAAGGGGGACGAGUGUCAGCUGCUGGGCCCCGCACAGCCAUCCCACUGGAAGGUGCUCAGCAGCUCCAGCAGUGAGGCCGCCGUGCCCUCCGUGUGCUUCCUUGUGCCCCCGCCCAACCAGGAGGCCCAGGAGGCCGUCACCAGGCUGGAGGCCCAGCACCAGGCCCUGGUCGUCCUGUGGCAUCAGCUGCACGUGGACAUGAAGAGUCUCCUGGCUUGGCAGAGCCUCAGCCGUGACAUGCAGCUCAUCCGCUCCUGGUCCCUGGUCACGUUCCGGACAUUGAAGCCAGAGGAGCAGCGGCAAGCCAUGCGCAGCCUGGAGCUUCACUACCAGGCCUUCCUGCGAGACAGUCAGGACGCUGGCGGCUUCGGGCCUGAGGACCGGCUGCAGGCUGAGCGUGAGUACGGCAGCUGCAGCCGCCAUUACCAGCAGCUGCUGCAGAGCAUGGAGCAAGGCGCACAGGAGGAGUCUCGCUGUCAGCGAUGCAUCUCCGAGCUCAAGGACAUCCGGCUGCAGCUGGAGGCCUGCGAGACCCGCACCGUGCAUCGCCUGCGACUGCCGCUAGAGAAAGAGCCUGCGCGGGAGUGUGCGCAGCGCAUUGCCGAGCAGCAGAAAGCACAAGCUGAGGUGGAGGGCCUGGGCAAGGGUGUCGCCCGGCUCUCUGCUGAGGCCGAGAAGGUCCUGGCCCUGCCUGAGCCGUCACCCGCUGCCCCGACUCUGCGCUCAGAGCUGGAGCUGACCCUGGGCAAGCUGGAGCAGGUCCGCAGCCUGUCUGCGAUCUACCUGGAGAAGCUCAAGACCAUCAGUCUGGUGAUCCGCAGCACACAGGGGGCGGAGGAAGUGCUCAAGGCACACGAGGAGCAGCUCAAGGAGGCCCAGGCCGUGCCUGCCACCCUCCCAGAGCUUGAGGCUACCAAGGCUGCAUUGAAGAAACUCCGGGUCCAGGCAGAAGCACAGCAGCCCGUGUUUGACGCCCUGCGGGAUGAGCUGCGGGGGGCUCAGGAGGUGGGCGAGCGGCUGCAGCGGCAGCACGGCGAGCGGGACGUGGAUGUGGAACGCUGGCGCGAGCGGGUUGCCCCACUGCUGGAGCGCUGGCAGGCCGUGCUGGCCCAGACGGAUGUGAGACAGCGCGAGCUCGAACAGCUGGGCCGCCAGCUUCGUUACUACCGUGAGAGCGCGGACCUGCUGGACUCCUGGCUGCAGGACGCCAAGCAGCGGCAGCAGCAGAUCCAGGCCGUGCCUCUGGCCAACAGCCAGGCAGUGCGGGAGCAGCUGCGGCAGGAGGAGGCCCUGCUGGAGGAAAUCGAGCGGCAAAGGGAGAAGGUGGAGGAGUGCCAGCGCCUUGCGAAGCAGUACAUCAAUGCCAUCAAGGACUAUGAGCUCCAGCUGGUCACGUACAAGGCACAGCUGGAACCGGUGGCCUCCCCAGCCAAGAAGCCCAAGGUCCAGUCUGGGUCUGAGAGCAUCAUCCAGGAGUACGUAGACCUGCGCACGAGGUACAGCGAGCUGACCACACUCACAAGUCAGUACAUCAAGUUCAUCAGCGAGACUCUGCGGCGCAUGGAGGAGGAGGAGAGGCUGGCUGAGCAGCAGCGGGCAGAGGAGCGGGAGCGGCUGGCCCAGGUGGAGGCCGCGCUGGAGAAGCAGCGGCAGCUGGCCGAGGCGCACGCCCAGGCGAAGGCGCAGGCCGAGCGCGAGGCCCAGGAGCUGCAGCAGCGCAUGCAGGAGGAGGUGGCGCGGCGGGAGGAGGCAGCGGUGGACGCGCAGCAGCAGAAGCGGAGCAUUCAGGAGGAGCUGCAACACUUGCGGCAGAGCUCGGAGGCCGAGAUCCAGGCGAAGGCCCGACAGGUGGAGGCGGCCGAACGCAGCCGGCUGCGCAUCGAGGAGGAGAUCCGCGUGGUGCGCCUGCAGCUGGAGGCUACCGAGCGCCAGCGCGGCGGGGCGGAGGGCGAGCUGCAGGCCCUACGCGCGCGGGCUGAGGAGGCUGAGGCACAGAAGCGGCAGGCGCAGGAGGAGGCGGAGCGCUUGCGGCGGCAGGUGCAGGACGAGAGCCAGCGCAAGCGACAGGCGGAGGCCGAGCUGGCCCUGCGCGUCAAGGCGGAGGCCGAGGCGGCCCGGGAAAAGCAGCGGGCCCUGCAGGCGCUGGAGGAGCUGCAGCUCCAGGCGGAGGAAGCGGAGCGGCGCCUCCGGCAGGCGGAGGCCGAGCGGGCGCGCCAGGUGCAGGUGGCCCUGGAGACGGCGCAGCGCAGCGCUGAGGUGGAGCUGCAGAGCAAGCGCGCCUCGUUCGCGGAGAAGACAGCGCAGCUGGAGCGCACCCUGCAGGAAGAGCACGUGGCGGUGGCGCAGCUGCGGGAGGAGGCCGCGCGGCAGGCGCAGCGGCAGGCUGAGGCGGAGCGCGCCCGGGAGGAGGCCGAGCGGGAGCUGGAGCGCUGGCGGCUGAAGGCCAACGAGGCGCUGCGCCUGCGGCUGCAGGCGGAGGAGGUGGCGCAGCAGAAAAGCCUGGCGCAGGCGGAGGCGGAGCAGCAGAAGGAGGAGGCGGAGCGCGAGGCCCGGCGCCGCGGCAAGGCGGAGGAGCAGGCCGUGCGGCAGCGGGAGCUGGCCGAGCAGGAGCUGGAGAAGCAGCGGCAGCUGGCGGAGGGCACCGCCCAGCAGCGCCUGGCGGCGGAGCAGGAGCUGAUCCGGCUGCGGGCCGGCACCGAGCAGGGGGAGCAGCAGCGCCAGCUCCUGGAGGAGGCGCUGGCGCGGCUGCAGCGCGAGGCGACCGCGGCUGCGCAGAAGCGCCAGGAGCUGGAGGCGGAGCUGACGACGGUGCGCGCGGAGAUGGAGGUGCUGCUGGCCAGCAAGGCGCGCGCCGAGGAGGAGUCGCGCUCCACCAGCGAGAAGUCCAAGCAGAGGCUGGAGGCCGAGGCCAGCCGCUUCCGCGAGUUGGCUGAGGAGGCCGCUCGCCUGCGCGCCCUGGCCGAGGAGACCAAGCGGCAGCGGCAGCUGGCUGAGGAGGACGCGGCGCGGCAGCGGGCGGAGGCGGAGCGGGUGCUGGCCGAGAAGCUGGCCGCCAUCAGUGAGGCCACGCGGCUCAAGACCGAGGCAGAGAUCGCGCUCAAGGAGAAGGAGGCGGAGAACGAGCGUCUGCGGCGGCUGGCAGAGGACGAGGCCUUCCAGCGGCGGCGGCUGGAGGAGCAGGCGGCCCAGCACAAGGCGGACAUCGAGGAGCGGCUGAUGCAGCUGCGCAAGGCGUCCGACAGUGAGCUGGAGCGGCAGAAGGGGCUGGUGGAGGACACGCUGCGGCAGCGGCGGCAGGUGGAGGAGGAGAUCCUGGCCCUCAAGGCGAGCUUUGAGAAGGCGGCCGCCGGCAAGGCGGAGCUGGAGCUGGAGCUGGGGCGCAUCCGCAGCAAUGCUGAGGACACGCUGCGCAGCAAGGAGCAGGCUGAGCGGGAGGCUGCGCGGCAGCGGCAGCUGGCGGCCGAGGAGGAACAGCGGCGCCGCGAGGCUGAGGAGCGUGUGCAGAAGAGCCUGGUGGCGGAGGAGGAGGCCGCGCGGCAGCGCAAGUUGGCGCUGGAGGAGGUGGAGCGGCUCAAGGCCAAGGUGGAGGAGGCGCGGCGCCUCCGCGAGCGGGCAGAGCAGGAGUCGGCGCGGCAGCUGCAGCUGGCCCAGGAGGCCGCCCAGAAGCGGCUGCAAGCGGAGGAGAAGGCGCACGCCUUUGCGGUGCAGCAGAAGGAACAGGAGCUGCAGCAGACGCUCCAGCAGGAGCAGAGCAUGCUGGAGCGGCUGCGCGGCGAGGCAGAGGCCGCGCGGCGGGCUGCCGAGGAGGCGGAGGAGGCCCGGGAGCGCGCCGAGUUGGAGGCGGCUCAGUCCCGGCAGCAGGUGGAAGAGGCCGAGCGGCUGAAGCAGUUGGCGGAAGAGCAGGCGCGGGCCCGGGCGGAGGCGCAGGCUGCCGCGGAGAAGCUGCGCAAGGAGGCGGAGCAGGAGGCGGCCCGGCGGGCGCAGGCCGAGCAGGCGGCUUUGAAGCAGAAGCAGGCGGCUGACGCUGAGAUGGAAAAGCACAAGAAAUUUGCGGAGCAGACUCUGCGGCAGAAGGCACAGGUGGAGCAGGAACUGACCGCCCUGCGGCUGCAGCUGGAGGAGACUGACCACCAGAAGGGCAUCUUGGAUGAGGAGCUGCAGCGGCUCAAGGCGGAGGUGAUGGAGGCAGCCCGGCAGCGCAGCCAGGUGGAGGAGGAGCUCUUCUCCGUGCGCGUGCAGAUGGAGGAGCUGAGCAAACUCAAGGCGCGCAUCGAGGCGGAGAACCGUGCGCUCAUCUUGCGUGACAAGGACAACACCCAGCGCUUCCUGCAGGAGGAGGCCGAGAAGAUGAAGCAGGUUGCGGAGGAGGCGGCCCGGCUGAGCGUGGCAGCCCAGGAGGCGGCCCGGCUGCGGCAGCUGGCCGAGGAGGACCUGGCGCAACAGCGGGCCCUCGCUGAAAAGAUGCUCAAGGAGAAGAUGCAGGCGGUGCAGGAGGCCACGCGCCUCAAGGCCGAGGCAGAGCUGCUGCAGCAGCAGAAGGAGCUCGCGCAGGAGCAGGCCCGGCAGCUGCAGGAGGACAAGGAGCAGAUGGCGCAGCAGCUGGUGCAGGAGACACAGGGCUUCCAGCGGACUUUGGAGCUGGAGCGGCAGCGGCAGCUGGAGAUGAGCGCUGAGGCCGAGCGCCUCAAGCUUCGCGUGGCCGAGAUGAGCCAGGCGCAGGCCCGUGCCGAGGAGGAUGCCCAGCGCUUCCGCAGACAGGCCGAGGAGAUCGGCGAGAAGCUGCACCGCACUGAGCUCGCCACGCAGGAGAAGGUGACGCUGGUACACACGCUUGAGGUCCAGCGGCAGCAGAGUGACCAUGACGCCGAGCGCCUCCGAGCGGCCAUUGCUGAGCUGGAGCGUGAGAAGGAGAAGCUCCAGGAGGAGGCCACAUUGCUGCAGCAGAAGUCCGAGGAGAUGCAGGUGGUGCAGCAGGAGCAGCUGCUGCAGGAGACGCGGGCGCUGCAGCAGAGCUUCCUGUCAGAGAAGGACCGCCUGCUGCAGCGGGAGCACUCCAUCGAGCAGGAGAAGGCCAAGCUGGAGCAGCUGUUCCAGGACGAGGUGGCCAAGGCGCAGCAGCUGCGCGAGGAGCAGCAGCGGCAGCAGCAGCAGAUGGCGCAGGAGAGGCAGCGGCUGGUGGCCAGCAUGGAGGAGGCCCUGCAGCGCCAGCGUGACGCGGAGGAGGGCGUGCGGCGCAAGCAGGAGGAGCUGCAGCAGCUGGAGCAGCAACGUCAGCAGCAGGAGAAGCUGCUGGCCGAGGAGAACCGGCGGCUGCGCGAGCGGCUGCAGCGCCUGGAGGAGGAGCACCGGGCUGCGGUGGCACAUUCCGAGGAGAUCGCUGCCUCGCAGGCCGUGGCCGCCAAAGCCCUGCCUAACGGCCGGGACGCGCCUGACGGCCCGGCCGCGGAGGUGGAGCACGUGCACGCGUUUGAUGGGCUGCGGCGGAAGGUGCCGGCCCAGCGGCUGCAGGAGGUUGGCGUCCUGAGCUCGGAGGAGCUGCAGCGGCUGGCCGAGGGCCACACAACAGUGGCUGAGCUUGCCCAGCGGGAGGACGUGCGCCGGUACCUGCGGGGCCGCAGUGGCAUCGCAGGGCUGCUGCUGAAGCCCACCAACGAGAAGCUGAGCGUUUAUGCGGCCCUCCAGCGGCAGCUGCUGAGCCCGGGCACGGCGCUCAUCCUGCUCGAGGCUCAGGCUGCCUCCGGCUUCCUCCUGGACCCCGUGCAGAAUCGGCGGCUGACUGUCAACGAGGCCGUGAAGGAAGGCGUGGUGGGCCCCGAGCUACACCACAAGCUGCUGUCAGCCGAGCGCGCCGUCACCGGCUACAAGGACCCCUACACCGGGGAGCAGAUCUCCCUCUUCCAGGCCAUGAAGAAGGACCUCGUCGUCCACGACCACGGCAUCCGCCUGCUGGAGGCCCAGAUCGCCACGGGCGGCAUCAUCGACCCCGUGCACAGCCACCGGCUGCCCGUGGACGUGGCCUACCGGCGUGGCUACUUCGACGAGGAGAUGAGCCGCGUCCUGGCGGACCCGAGCGACGACACCAAGGGCUUCUUCGACCCCAACACGCACGAGAACCUCACGUACCUGCAGCUGCUGGAGCGCUGUGUGGAGGACCCCGAGACGGGGCUGCGCCUGCUGCCCCUGAAAGGCUCCGAGAAGGCAGAAGUGGUGGAGACCACACAGCUGUACACCGAGGAGGAGACCCGCAGAGCGUUCGAGGAGACGCAGAUAGACAUCCCCGGUGGCGGUGGCCGCGGCGGCUCCACUAUGUCCUUGUGGGAGGUGAUGCAGUCGGACCUGAUCCCAGAGGAGCAGCGCACCCGGCUCAUGGCUGACUUCCAGGCCGGCCGGGUGACCAAGGAGCGCAUGAUCAUCAUCAUCAUCGAGAUCAUCGAGAAGACCGAGAUCGUGCGCCAGCAGAACCUGGCUUCCUACGACUACAUCCGCCGCCGCCUCACCGCCGAGGACCUCUAUGAGGCCCGGAUCAUCUCCCGUGAGACGUACAGCCUCCUCCGGGAGGGCACCAAGAGCCUCCGAGAGGUGCUGGAGGAGGAGUCGGCCGCACGCUACCUCUACGGCACGGGCUGUGUGGCUGGCGUCUACCUGCCAGGCUCUAGGCAGACGCUCACCAUCUACCAGGCCCUCAAGAAGGGCCUGCUGAGCGCCGAGGUGGCCCGCUUGCUGCUGGAGGCACAGGCGGCCACGGGCUUCCUCCUGGAGCCCGUGAAGGGCGAGCGGCUGACCGUGGACGAAGCCGUGCGGAAGGGCCUGGUGGGCCCCGAGCUGCAUGACCGGCUGCUCUCGGCAGAGCGGGCUGUGACCGGUUAUCGUGACCCCUAUACGGAGCAGACGAUCUCGCUCUUCCAGGCCAUGAAGAAGGACCUGAUCCCCGAGGAGGAGGCCCUGCGGCUGCUUGACGCCCAGCUGGCCACGGGUGGCAUCGUGGACCCGCGCCUGGGCUUCCGUCUCCCCCUGGAGGUGGCCUACCAGCGUGGCUACCUCCACAAGGACACGUACGACCGGCUGUCGGAGCCCAGCGAAGUGCGCAGCUACCUGGACCCCUGCGCGGACGAGCGUCUCAGCUACACGCAGCUGCUCCGGAGGUGCCGCCUCCACGAGGCCAGCGGCCAGCGCCUCCUGCCCCUUUCGGACGCCCGCAGGCUGACCUUCCGUGGCCUGCGCAAGCAGGUCACGGUGGAAGAGCUGGUGCGCUCGCAGGUCAUGGACGAGGCUACGGCGUUGCGGUUGCAGGAGGGCCUGGCCUCCGUGGAGGAGGUCACCCAGAACCUGCAGAAGUUCCUUGAGGGCACUAGCUGCAUUGCUGGCGUCUUCGUGGAUGCCACCAAGGAGCGGCUGUCCGUGUACCAGGCCAUGAAGAAAGGCAUCAUCCGCCCCGGCACGGCCUUCGAGCUCCUGGAAGCACAGGCGGCCACCGGCUACGUCAUCGACCCCAUCAAGGGGCUCAAGCUGACCGUGGAGGAGGCUGUGCGCAUGGGCAUCGUGGGCCCCGAGUUCAAGGACAAACUGCUGUCGGCCGAGCGCGCCGUCACCGGCUACAAGGACCCCUACUCUGGGAAGCUCAUCUCCCUCUUCCAGGCCAUGAAGAAGGGCCUGAUCCUGAAGGACCAUGGCAUCCGCCUGCUGGAGGCCCAGAUCGCCACGGGCGGCAUCAUCGACCCCGAGGAGAGCCACCGGCUGCCCGUGGAGGUGGCCUACAAGCGUGGCCUCUUCGACGAGGAGAUGAACGAGAUCCUGACGGACCCGAGCGACGACACCAAGGGCUUCUUCGACCCCAACACGGAGGAGAAUCUCACGUACCUGCAGCUGAUGGAGCGCUGCAUCACGGACCCCCAGACGGGCCUGUGCCUGCUGCCCUUGAAGGAGAGGAAGCGGGAGCGGAAGACGUCCUCCAAGUCCUCGGUGCGCAAGCGCCGCGUGGUGAUCGUGGACCCGGAGACGGGCAAGGAGAUGUCUGUGUACGAGGCCUACCGCAAGGGCCUCAUCGACCACCAGACGUACCUGGAGCUGUCCGAGCAGGAGUGCGAGUGGGAGGAGAUCACCACCUCCUCCUCGGACGGCGUGGUCAAGUCCAUGAUCAUCGACCGCCGCUCGGGCCGCCAGUACGACAUCGACGAGGCCAUUGCCAGGAGCCUGAUCGACCGCUCGGCUCUGGAUCAGUACCGUGCCGGCACUCUCUCCAUCACGGAGUUUGCAGACAUGCUCUCGGGCAGUGCCGGCGGCUUCCGCUCCCGCUCGUCCUCCGUGGGGUCCUCGUCGUCCUACCCCAUCAGCCCUGCAGCCUCCAGGCCCCAGGGGACCUCCUGGUCGGACCCCACGGAGGAGACGGGCCCUGUGGCCGGCAUCCUGGACACAGAGACUCUGGAGAAGGUGUCCAUCACAGAGGCCAUGCACCGCAACCUGGUGGACAACAUCACGGGGCAGCGGCUGCUGGAGGCCCAGGCCUGCACGGGGGGCAUCAUCGACCCCAGCACUGGCGAGCGCUUCCCUGUCACGGACGCUGUCAACAAGGGCCUGGUGGACAAGAUCAUGGUGGACCGCAUCAACCUGGCUCAGAAAGCCUUCUGCGGCUUCGAGGACCCGCGCACCAAGACCAAGAUGUCGGCCGCUCAGGCCCUGAAGAAGGGCUGGCUCUACUACGAGGCGGGCCAGCGGUUCCUGGAGGUGCAGUACCUGACCGGCGGCCUGAUCGAGCCCGAUGCCGCAGGCCGCGUGCCCCUGGAUGAGGCCCUGCAGCGCGGCAUGGUGGACGCCCGAACCGCCCAGAAGCUGCGAGACGUGGGCGCCUACUCCAAGUACCUCACCUGCCCCAAGACCAAGCUCAAGAUCUCCUACAAGGACGCACUGGACCGUAGCAUGGUGGAGGAGGGCACGGGGCUGCGGCUGCUGGAGGCGGCCGCCCAGUCCAGCAAGGGCUACUACAGCCCCUACAGUGUCAGCGGCUCGGGCUCCACGGCCGGGUCGCGCUCUGGCUCGCGCACCGGGUCGCGGGCCGGCUCCCGCCGAGGGAGCUUUGACGCCACCAGCUCCGGCUUCUCCAUGACCUUCUCUUCGUCCUCCUACUCUUCCUCGGGCUAUGGCCGCCGCUAUGCCUCAGGGCCUGCGUCCUCCCUGGGGGGCCCCGAGUCUGCAGUGGCCUGAUCCGCUGCCUGCGCCCUGCCCUCCCGCUCUGCAUGUGGCCAGGUUCCCCGCCCAGGCGUUGAGGCGUUGGGGUCUUUCACGUCUAAAGGUGUCUUCCUCCCAAGCGGUGCCUAAAGUUUAACCAAAAAAAACCCGGACUAACGUAUUAAUAUCUGUUCGCUGUCCAGACAGCCUGUGUCUUGGGGAAUGGGGCCGGUGCGGCCUCUCGGACCACCUCAUCCUGCAGGCCUCCCUGCUCCUGUCUACCUGCCACUCACCACAGCCAGGUGCCUUGGAGGGUCCCGAGCCAGGCCCCCAGCCCAGCCCUCCUCUGUCUUCAGGGAGGGUCUUCUCUGGGCCGGGUUCCCCCAGCCCUGCUCACUGGGCUCCCUGACACCCAACCACCAGUCCUAGCUGCUCGGGGAAGCAGGGGUGGGCCCCCAUCACGAGCAGAGCCCUCAGGACCAGCUUUCUUUCCUGUUUCCAGGACUGACUUCCGCGUUCGGCAGGCCUUGCUGGGGAGGGCGGGGGGUCCUGGGUCAGCCAUCUCUUCCAGCCUGCCUGGAGAAGCACCUUCCCCACGGGAAGAUGAGGGUCCAGUCUGCAGAGCCAGCUGGUCCCUGCCACGUUGCAGACUCUGCCCCCAGCCCCCAGCCCCUGACACUCUGCCAAGACCCCAGGCCUCUGGCUUCUGCCUUCCAGCCUCAGCCCCCUAGUAAGUGCCUUCAGUGUCCUCCCUCCCACCCCAGGCCCCAAGGACCCAGAUCUGGGGUGGGAGGUAGACCCUCUGGUGAGACUCCCCAUGGCCCAGCUCUCGGGCACGCCAGCCCCGGGCCAGGCCGGGUGUGGCUGGGGCUUCUGCAGGGCUUUGCUCCCCUGUGGCCCCACCCUGGGUGCUUCCUGCCUGUCUCUUCAAGGGAGACUGCUCCCUCUGUUUGGCCCCGACGAUGGGCCGCCCAGCCCAGGGCCAGCCCCUCCUGUCCCACCUUGGUGCCCCCGCUCCCCCGCCUCCACCCUCUGACUAAGCUUUGCAUGUUUCACUAACCCAGGCAGGCGGCGGGUGGAGGCACCAGGCUUCCGGCUGCCUCCGUGAGGGCAGAACACUAACCCGACCAUGGGUGGGUCUGCAGUGCUCACCCCAAUAAAAGCAAUUCC
Molecule: messenger RNA, 12949 nt
Organism: Neomonachus schauinslandi (Hawaiian monk seal)
Lineage: Eukaryota; Metazoa; Chordata; Mammalia; Carnivora; Phocidae
Gene: PLEC
Product: plectin
Exons: 33
Coding region: 158-11815 (3885 amino acids)
Biological process (GO): hemidesmosome assembly; intermediate filament cytoskeleton organization; wound healing
Cellular component (GO): intermediate filament; sarcolemma; cytoplasm
Molecular function (GO): cadherin binding; ankyrin binding; structural constituent of muscle
Source: RefSeq, a predicted model, not a curated record